Molecule: messenger RNA, 5642 nt
Organism: Notolabrus celidotus (New Zealand spotty)
Lineage: Eukaryota; Metazoa; Chordata; Actinopteri; Labriformes; Labridae
Product: transient receptor potential cation channel subfamily M member 1
Exons: 27
Coding region: 1-5061 (1686 amino acids)
Biological process (GO): protein tetramerization; calcium ion transport into cytosol
Cellular component (GO): membrane
Molecular function (GO): calcium channel activity
Source: RefSeq, a predicted model, not a curated record
AUGGACCCCAAGGGCCCGAGCAGCACCUUUAAACGGUCGUCCCUCAAACGCAGUACAUCUGGCUCACAGAAGGCACAAAAACUUUGGAUUGAGAGGAACUUCGUUAAAAGAGAAUGUAUUCACAUAUUUCCUAGCAAGGACCCAACCAGAUGUGCGUGUGGUCAGCUGACAACGCAGCACGCGGCCAUCCCUCCUGGUGCCAACUCAGUAGAGGAAGCGCACCAACUAGUGCAGAUUGACACCCCAAAGGACAAAUGGAGCGUGAUCAAGCACACAAGGACCUACCCAACAGAUGCCUUUGGCUUAAUCGAGUUCCAGGGAGGAGGGUUCAUCAACAAGGCCAUGUACAUUCGAGUUAGCUACGACACCAAGCCUGACAACCUCCUCCAUCUGAUGGUGAAAGACUGGCAGUUGGAGUUGCCCACCUUGCUCAUCUCCGUGCACGGAGGUCUCCAAAACUUUGAUCUACAACCCAAACUAAAGCAAGUGUUUGGCAAGGGCCUGAUCAAAGCUGCUGUCACCACCGGAGCUUGGAUCUUCACUGGUGGAGUCAACACAGGGGUGAUCCGUCAUGUCGGAGAUGCCUUAAAAGACCAUUCCUCCAAGUCACGUGGGAAAGUGUGUGCAAUAGGAAUUGCUCCAUGGGGGAUUCUGGAGAACAAAGAAGAUCUUAUUGGAAAAGAUGUAACCAGGCCCUAUCAGACAAUGGCGAACCCGCUGAGCAAGCUAGCUGUGCUCAACAACAGCCACUCCCAUUUUAUCCUGACUGACAACGGCACCUGUGGGAAGUACGGCUCUGAAGUAAAACUCCGUCGGCUGCUGGAAAAGCACAUCUCUCUGCAAAAGAUCAACACACGUUUGGGUCAGGGGGUUCCUCUGGUGUGUCUGAUAGUGGAGGGAGGUCCAAAUGUGAUCUCCAUAGUACUUGAGAGUCUGAGGGACGAGCCGCCCAUCCCUGUGGUGGUGUGCGAUGGCAGCGGCCGAGCUUCUGACAUCAUUUCCUUUGCACACAAGUUCUCAGAGGACGGAGGCCUGGUAAGUGAUGAUGUGAGAGAGCAACUUCUGGUGACCAUACAGAAGACUUUCAAUUAUAGCAAAAGCCAAUCGCAACAGAUCCUGCUCAUGGUUAUGGAGUGCAUGAAGAAAAGGGAACUGAUCACUGUUUUUCGGAUGGGUUCUGAGGGACAACAGGACAUUGAAAUGGCCAUUCUUACUGCCUUGUUAAAAGGCACAAACGCUUCAGCAGCUGACCAGCUCAGCUUGGCUCUGGCCUGGAACAGAGUGGAUAUUGCUCGCAAUCACAUCUUUGUAUAUGGACACAAUUUACCACCUGCUGGUGCCAUGGCCAGUGCCAUAAAUACUGCAGCCCCAGAGAAGCAAAAGAGUCCUGCCAGCGCUCCUCGCAGCAAAACCCGGGCAAAGAAAGGGAAGGGAAAGGGAAAGGCCAAACCUGAACCCCCAGAGGAAACAGACCCGAGAAAGUUGGAGCUGAUCCGUUGGGUGAAUUCUUUGGAGCAGGCCAUGAUGGAUGCUCUGGUGCUGGACAGAGUGGAUUUUGUCAAGCUGCUCCUUGAGAAUGGGGUCAAUAUUCACCACUUCCUCACCAUCCCUAGACUCGAAGAGUUAUACAACACGAAACUUGGUCCUGCCAACACACUGAAUGCAGUGGUUAGGGACAUCAAAAAGGGGAACCUUCCUCCAGAUUAUCAGAUCACUUUGAUUGAUAUCGGUCUGGUGCUGGAGUGUUUCAUGGGAGGAGCUUACAGGAGUAAUUACACCAGGAAGGUUUUCCGUAACCUCUACAAUAAUUUGUACGGACUAAAAAGGCCGAAAGCUCUGAAGCUUCUAGGAAUGGAGGAUGAUGAACCGAGGGCAAAAGGGAAGAAAAAGCAUAAAAAGAAGAAAGAGGAAGAGGUGGAAAUUGACGUGGAUGACCCAGAGGUGUGUCGAUUCAAGCACCCCUUCCACGAGCUGAUGCUGUGGGCUGUACUGAUGAAGCGUCAGAAAAUGUCACUGUUUCUUUGGCAGCGCGGAGAAGAAGCUAUGGCGAAGGCGCUGGUGGCCUGUAAACUGUACAAAGCUAUGGCCCACGAGUGCUCUGAGAGCGAAUUGGUGGAUGACAUCUCUCAAGAUCUGGAGAACAACUCCAAAGAGUUUGGCCAGCUGGCCUAUGAGCUGCUGGACCAGUCCUACAAACAUGAUGAACAGGUGGCCAUGAAACUCUUGACUUAUGAGCUGGUCAACUGGAGUAACUCCACCUGUCUGAAGCUUGCUGUAGCUGCUAAGCAACGUGACUUCAUUGCCCACACCUGCAGCCAGAUGUUGCUCACUGACAUGUGGAUGGGCUGCUUAAGGAUCGGCAAAAAUCCAGGCCUCAAGGUCAUUCUGGGAAUCUUCUGCCCUCCUCUGAUUUUACUACUGGAUUUCCGUCUUGGCGAUGACGCAUCCUACCAAGCACCUGGAGAAAAAGAUGAAGGAAAAGACAAGGAUGAUGACACUAAAUCCAGCAAGGAUGCUAAUGAUGCGACUUCCCGAAAAGGGGAUGAAGAGGAGGGCAGCACUAAAGUCCGCAAAAUCCCAAUUGGCAAAAGGUUCUUCGAGUUCUAUGAUGCACCAUUCACCAAAUUCUGGUUCAACACCAUUUGCUAUCUGGGCUACUUGAUGUUAUACAACUACAUAAUCCUGGUGAAAAUGGAGAGGUGGCCAUCUCUACAAGAGUGGACCGUCAUUGCAUACAUCCUUACACUCGGCACUGAGAAAGUCAGACAGAUUCUGAUGUCAGAGCCAGGAAAGCUGAAACAGAAAAUAAGUGUGUGGCUGGAGGAGUACUGGAACAUCACAGACCUGGUCGCCAUAUUGACCUUCCUUUUCGGGCUAAUGCUACGCCUACAGCAUGAACCUUACAUGGGCUACGGCAGAGUCAUCUACUGUAUAGACAUCAUCUUCUGGUACAUUCGCAUAUUGGACAUCUUUGGAGUGAACAAAUACCUGGGACCCUAUGUGAUGAUGAUAGGGAAGAUGAUGAUUGAUAUGAUGUACUUUGUGGUGAUCAUGCUGGUGGUACUCAUGAGCUUUGGGGUGGCACGGCAAGCAAUUCUUCACCCUGAUGAGGAGCCAACAUGGCGCCUGGCCAGAAAUAUUUUCUACAUGCCCUACUGGAUGAUCUAUGGAGAGGUUUUUGCGGACUCGAUAGACCUCUAUGCCAUGGAAAUAAACCCUCCAUGUGGUGAACAUUUAUAUGACGAGGAUGGGAAGAAACUACCUCCAUGUAUCCCUGGUGCAUGGCUCACACCUGCUAUUAUGGCCUGUUACCUCCUCGUGGCGAACAUUCUUUUGGUCAAUUUGCUCAUUGCAGUGUUCAACAACACCUUCUUUGAGGUCAAGUCCAUUUCCAACCAGGUGUGGAAGUUCCAGAGAUACCAGCUGAUCAUGACGUUCCACGACCGUCCCAUCCUGCCACCACCGCUCAUAAUCUUCAGCCACCUCUACAUCCUCUUCAACCGGCUGUUACGGCGGUGUGCCAAGAAGAAACAAGAUGGAGAGCUGGAUGAGAAGGAUCGAGGACUCAAGCUACGGCUGAAUCCAGAAGAGCUAAAAAGUCUGUACGAGUUUGAAGAACAAUGUGUGGAAGAAUAUUUCAGAGAAAAAGAAGACGAGCAGCAGUCGUCCAGUGAUGAACGCAUCAAGGUUACAUCAGAAAGAGUUGAGAAUAUGUCCAUGCGUCUGGAAGAGGUAAAUGAGAGGGAGAACACAAUGAAGGCCUCCCUGCAGACGGUGGACCUACGCCUGGCCCAGCUUGAGGAGAUUCACGGGCGAAUGGCAGUCGCCCUGGAAAAACUUGCAGGGGUGGACAGAUUGGAGCUGACCAGAACCUACUCAAGAAACUCCUCAGUGUGUGACCCCUCCUCCCUUCUUCGCCAGGGCAGUAUUAACAGUGCAGAUGGUUACAGUCUUUAUCGUUUCCACAUGGACAUGGAGGAGUUUGCAUCAAAGCAGAAGGACGCGGAGGAGACAACUAAAGCUGGUCUAGAAAGAGAGAGAAGUCUGCGGCAAGUCUCCAGCGUGUGUGCUCUUAACUCAAAAGAAAGUGGCCAGACCUUAGAGGUUGGUGGUUUGGACAGAUCCCGACCAAGUUCGUGCGUGGACAUCCUCAUAUCACCAUGUGAACAAAAGCCUGUUUCCAACACAUCAAGUCAAGAGACCUUAAAGCAAGGCAGCACGAUGCUCCUUGACAGACUGACAGAUAAGAACAGACUGUGGCCUUCUUCUCCUCCAAAAAGGACUAAAUCUUUGAAAUACUAUCCAGUAGAAGACCAACCAACCUCUCCUUUGACUAAGAGGAGGGCUAUGAGCACCAUCAUCAUCAGCCCGCCUGAUGAACCAGAGGAAGAAACUGAACCCACAGAGCAGGCUCUACCACUACAGGCAACGUCCUCUUCCCCAAAGAGGACUAAAUCAUUGAGGUAUCUCCCAACUGAAAGCCAAAUUUCCCCUACCACUAAGAAAAGAGCAAUGAGCAGCAUCAUGUACAACCCUGCUGAAGCAUGUGAUGAUGUGCUGCGAACUGCAGACUACAGGUCAUUCGUGGAGCAGGCCACCAAAGCACCAAACCAGUGGCCUGAAAACUUGGAGUACCAAGUCCACCACAGCACUUUGGGUCACAUGCCCAAGGUGUCAACAGUCCGGACUCUUGCACAGCAGUUUCAAGCAAGCCCCUUGAGCGCAGAGCUAGAAAAGGACUCGAUUCAGACUGAUCUUAGUCCUUCAGAAGGUAAGGGACUUCUUCCUGCUACAGAAGCUGUUGAAGAGCCGACAAAGAUAAAGGCCAAGAGGAACCUCUCAGACGCCACCAAGUAUCUGACUGUAGUUGAUGAGAGGUUCAAGCCAUCUCAGAGGUCACAGAGCAUGAAUGAGAGUGAGAGGAAAGUAAAGUACUUGAUGGUUAGUAAGGAGCUGAGAGCCUCUCGCAGUGAGAGAGACCUCACUGAUGCCAGUAGUGGAGCAGAGGAGAAGAAAACAGAGGCAGAAGACAGAGAGGAUGAUGCACAGGAAAAGACAUAAGGGCUAGACAGAGAGGGGACUAGUAGAAUGAAGAAAUAACAGAAAAUAAUGUUUAAAAAAAAUAAUGAGGAAGAGGAACUGAAUGUUGAGGAACUAAAGGUAGAGCGAAAGAACACAGUUUUGUUUUUGAAAGGCCAACUUUCUUUACUGCCUUUGCUUGUCAUUCACAUUACAUACAGCAGCUUACAAUCUUUCACGUAACAGAUUUCCUAGUCAUUAUGUUUUAACAUUGAAGAUGUAUAGGAAACCUGCUGGAUGUGUACAGAUGAAGGAGAAUUUGAAGUAUAUACACAACAGUAAGUUGUGCUGACAUAAUAUACAAUAUGUGAACAGCAAAAACAUGACCUUUUCAUAUAUGCUUGACACUUUCAAACACUGUCCAUAAACUUUUUUUGUUCAAUCACUUACAAAAUGUGCUUAAUAAUGAUCCGCUCUGAGGUAAUCCUACAGCUUUCAUGCAAAUACUGACAAUCACAUUACAAUAUGAAGUAUGUCUUUCAGAAAACAACCUUUCACAGUUUCAUUUUGACACAAGAACCUGUACAAAUUAAGGUUUAUGGUAAAAUAAAAGUUUAAGAUAA